Molecule: messenger RNA, 639 nt
Organism: Rotaria socialis
Lineage: Eukaryota; Metazoa; Rotifera; Eurotatoria; Philodinida; Philodinidae
Source: the annotation of a GenBank genome assembly
AUGGGUGCGAACGGGACCAAGGAACAGCCACGCAACAUUACUGUUGAUAACCAACUUCUUAUGACUGAAGCUGCAUUACAGCAGCUUCAAUCAUCUGUUGGUAAAAGUUUUCCACAAGCCGUAAAUACGCGCGCAUCUGGUACGGAUUCACCAACAACAUUAAAAGCAACAAACAAUAAUAUACCAUUACCAACCAUUGAUACAACUGCUACGGUUGAAACAUGGCGUGCAUUAUCAUCAUCAGUGAAUGAUGCUGAAUUACAACGUUUAAGACAAGAAUAUAAACAAAAGUUACUUGAACAAGAUCGAAUCAAUCGAGAAAAAUUUAAUUUAACAAAAGAAAAUCUAGCUGCUGAAAUUGAAAAUGUUGAAAAGAAAUUCUCCAAAUAUAUUUAUUCGCCUAUAUGCGAAUUAGAACGGUCAGAAAUAGAACAAUGUUAUCUAGCUAAUCCAAAGCAAGUUUUAGCCUGUUCAUUGAUAGCUGAAAAAUUUAUUAAAUGCGUUCAACAACAUCGUGAACAAUCAUUACGCAUAUCACACACAAACACGAACUCAUUAAAUAAUAAAGAAGCUCCUGAACAACAUAGCUAUGUUGAUCCAUUUUCAGCUAAUACAUCUCCAAAUGCUGAUUCGAAUUAA